AUGAGCGACUACGAGAGCUACCUGGCCAAUCGCUACUACUACACGCCACUGCAGCGGUACUUCCCGUCCAGCGAGUACACGUACUGCAGCGCCAAUGACUCCGUCUGCGCCACGUGCAACGAGCAAUGGAACGCCAACUUCGCGAGUACAGGAAGCGCCGGCAUGUCUCCGUACUGCACCGGCACGGACGGCUGUGUGUGUAUAGCAGACUGCGAGACCCCAGACUGGAAGGAUUCAGUGGUUGAUGACCAAUGCUUUGCAGACGGCAGUGGAUCUGGAGUGCUAGCGGGUUCGUCUAUGGCUACGCGUAUCACAGUGUCCAUCUUUGUGGGCGUCGCAGUUGCAGUAUUCCUCGCCUUCGCGACGUGGGGAGUGCGUCGAUUUGUUAACCGUAGGCAAUUUGGACUGGAAGGUAAGUCUAAAGGACGCUCUACGUUGAAAGGAGGCGAUAGACUGACUGGGUUGUGA
Phytophthora infestans T30-4 is the source of this 468-nucleotide messenger RNA. RefSeq lists its product as uncharacterized. Lineage: Eukaryota; Oomycota; Peronosporomycetes; Peronosporales; Peronosporaceae. The record is from RefSeq and is a predicted model, not a curated record. The coding region runs from base 1 to 468 and encodes 155 amino acids. The transcript has a single exon.